Molecule: messenger RNA, 1894 nt
Organism: Juglans regia (Persian walnut)
Lineage: Eukaryota; Viridiplantae; Streptophyta; Magnoliopsida; Fagales; Juglandaceae
Product: L-Ala-D/L-amino acid epimerase-like
Exons: 8
Coding region: 138-1430 (430 amino acids)
Molecular function (GO): racemase and epimerase activity, acting on amino acids and derivatives
Source: RefSeq, a predicted model, not a curated record
UUGUUAACUACAAAGCGAAUAACAUGGCGGCUCAUCGCAUUUCCUUCUACCUUCCAAUCAAAAGCCAUCUAAACUCCACAAUCACUUCAACCCCAUCUACCAAUUUCCCACCUGGAGCCAACGGGUGACGGAGACCAAUGUUCUCAACUGGGCUCUCUUUGUUUUCACCACCGCACGCUCCGAUCCUCUGUUCUCCCCUGCAUCCCACUGAAACCCCUCCAAAAUCUCAUCCCUUUUUCCAGUUUUCAUCUACUCCCACCAAAAAAAUGGCGGCCACAACGCCUAUUGCGAUAACGACUAGCUUCGGGCUCAAGAAUUUGAUGGAGACAUUCACAGUUGAUGUGCAGAGAGCAGAGAAUAGACCACUGAAUGUCCCUUUGAUUGCGCCUUUUACGAUUUCAUCGUCGAGGCUUGAGAGGGUUGAGAAUGUGGCAAUUAGAAUUGAGCUGAGAAAUGGGUGUGCGGGGUGGGGUGAGGCUCCAAUUUUGCCUUUUGUGACUGUAGAGGAUCAGAGUACGGCUAUGUCAAAGGCGGCGGAGGCAUGUGAAUUUCUAAAGCGGAGUCCGGCAAUGACGAUGGGAUUGUUGUUGGCGGAGAUUGAUGGGAUUCUUCCAGGACAUGAGUUUGCUUCAGUUAGAGCAGGAGUUGAAAUGGCAGUGAUAGAUGCAGUAGCUACUAGCAUAGGCGUGCCUCUGUGGAGACUAUUUGGGGGAGUUUCAAAUACCAUAACAACUGAUAUAACAAUUCCAAUUGUUUCUCCAGCUGAAGCUGCAGAAUUGGCUGCAAAGUAUUACAAUCAAGGAUUCAAUACUUUGAAGCUUAAGGUAGGAAAGAAUCUGAAAGCAGAUAUAGAAGUUCUUCAGGCCAUACGUGGUGCACAUCCUGAAUGCUCGUUUAUCUUGGAUGCUAAUGAGGGAUACAAACCAACAGAAGCAAUUGAAGUUCUUGAAAAAUUGCAUGAAAUGGGGGUCACUCCUGUUCUUUUUGAACAACCUGUUCAUAGAGAUGAUUGGGAGGGUCUCGGUCAUGUUACUCGUAUUGCUAAAAACAAAUAUGGGGUAUCUGUUGCCGCUGAUGAAAGCUGUCGGAGCUUAGUUGAUUUCAAGAAAAUAGUCCGAGGAAAUCUUGCAGAUGUCGUUAACAUUAAACUUGCCAAAGUUGGGGUAGUGGGGGCCCUUGAGAUUAUUGAGAUUGCAAGAGCAUCGGGAUUGCAUCUGAUGAUUGGUGGUAUGGUUGAGACUAGACUGGCCAUGGGCUUUGCUGGCCAUCUUGCUGCUGGCCUUGGGUGUUUCAAGUUUGUUGACCUAGACACACCCCUUUUGCUAUCCGAAGAUCCAGUUCUUGAGGGUUACGAGGUCUCGGGUGCUGUUUACAAGUUCACGAAUGCUCGAGGCCAUGGUGGUUUUCUUCAUUGGGACAAUAUUGCUUGAACUACAACUUUCGUUGCUUCCUUACCUCUGGAACUAUGAGUGGAGCUUGUGAGACGUAUGAUAAAAGAUUGAAAUAAUUUUCAUUUGAGCAGUGUGCUACACCCACUGAGGGUGUGCCACGAAAUGGGAAGAGUAAAAGUCUUUUUUUAUUUUUUGAAUUUUUUUCAUUCAUUUUUCUAAUAUCCUUGAACAUUUAAAAAAAAAGAAAAAAUCACAAAAUCAUUAAAAAACACUUCCUUAAUCACUAAUUUAAAAAAAAAAAAUUGUCAGGACCCAACAGUGAGAGUAGAUUUACUCUUUUCAUUGUAGCAAAUCACUUCACCUUGUGUGAAUAGUUGUUUUUGUUAUCAUUGGAAUUCGGAAAGAAAUUGUUUCCAGCAUUACCAGACAAGUUUUGUACUUGCUAACUGAGAAGACUGCAUCAUCAUAUGAGAUAUCCAUGUAAAUGAUCAUAAAUGAGUUAU